AUGUCCCGCCAUCAAGGCAGGCAUCCCCACCAACCCUCCACAGCCUUUGGUCUUGCUCCCUCCUCUAUCAAUGCACAGCACUUUCAUGAUGAGCACCAUAGCAGGACCCAGCCUGGUGGGAUCCUCCACCAUGGGGUCAUUCCCAAGGUGUACCACACCACCUUGGGGGCCACCAUCAGCAACGGGACCCUUCCUCCCAAGAGUAUGCCCCCCAGCAAGAAGAGGACCACCACCGUGGUGAAUCCCGCCAACAUGGCAGGCCCCCUCUUCCUGACCACUCUCGGGGCAGAAGCCGCCCAGACCACCAUCAAAGAAUCGGAAACCUGGAAUGAGGAUGACCGUUUCCAUAAACGCAAAAUAGGCAAGAGCCAGCGGGUCCACAAGAAGUACACUGGGAAUCUCUUCCAGCUGUUGUGGGACAAAUUUAGCAAGGUCAUCUUGGGCCUUCAGAACAUGAUGCGGACACUGACUCAGUCCCUGGGCUUUGAGUCCUUCAUCUUCGUUACCGUCUGCCUCAACACCAUCAUGCUUGUGGCCCAGACCUUCGCUGAAGUUGAGAUCCGGGGUGAAUGGAACUUCCUGGUCCUGGACUGCAUUUUCCUCUGCAUCUACGUAUUAGAGGCCCUGCUCAAGAUCAUUGCUCAGGGCGUGGAGUAUUUUUAUGAUGGCUGGAACAAUCUGGACUUCUUCAUCAUGAUCAUGGCAGUGCUGGAUUUUGUGCUCCUACAGCUCAACUCCAUCUCAUCCUCCUUCUACAGCCACGGCCUCUUCCGGAUCCUCAAAGUCUUCAAGAGCAUGCGGGCUCUGAGGGCUCUCCGGGUCCUGAGGAGGCUCAGCAUCCUGACCAGCCUUCAGGAAGUAACAGGGACUCUGGCCCAAACCUUGCCAUCUAUUGCAGCCAUCCUUAUCCUCAUGUUUACCUGCAUGUUCCUCUUCUCUGUGGUCCUCCGGGCACUGUUCCGGAAAUCAGACCCCGAGCGUUUCCAGAGCAUCUUCACCACCAUCUUCACCCUCUUCACCCUGCUCACUCUGGACGACUGGUCCCUCAUCUACUUGGACAGCCGGGCCCAGGGUGCUUGGUACAUUAUUCCCAUUCUGAUGGUUUACAUCAUCAUCCAGUAUUUCAUCUUCCUCAAUCUAGUGAUUGCCGUUUUGGUGGAUAACUUCCAGAUGGCUCUGCUCAGAGGCCUGGAGAAAGUGAAGCAGGAGAUGGCUGCCCAGAUCCACGAGAAGCUGCUGGAUGACUCCCUGACAGAGCUCAACCAAACAGACACUGAGGAGACAGUGAGUGAAGGCGCCGUGGGGAAGCAGCUCAUCGAGAGAAAGUUCGGGGCCAUGACAGAGAAGCAGCGGGAGCUCCAGUUCCAAUUCCUGCAGCUGGUGGCUGGAGUGGAGCAGCAGCAGCAGAAAUUCCGUUCCCAGGCGUCUGUCAUCGAUGAGAUUGUUGACACUGCCUUUGAGGCUGGAGAAGAAGACUUCAGGAAGUGA
Molecule: messenger RNA, 1488 nt
Organism: Castor canadensis (American beaver)
Lineage: Eukaryota; Metazoa; Chordata; Mammalia; Rodentia; Castoridae
Gene: Catsper1
Product: cation channel sperm associated 1
Biological process (GO): transmembrane transport; calcium ion transport; flagellated sperm motility
Cellular component (GO): CatSper complex; membrane
Molecular function (GO): calcium-activated cation channel activity; voltage-gated calcium channel activity; calcium ion binding
Source: RefSeq, a predicted model, not a curated record